GCCGAACUGUGAUCACAUCAAAAAGUUUCUCUUUAAACAGAACAACAAUGAAAUUCUUCAAAGUUCUCUCCUUUGCCGUCUUCGUCUUGGCCUGUUUGGCCUUCCACUCGGCCACUGCUCGUCCAGAGUCGGUAGUUGGAGCAGCUGGUCAACCUGAUCCUUUUGGCCGUGUCCCAGUAGUUUCCUGCGAUUUACUCAGUGCCUGGGGUGUCAAAGAUUCGGUGUGUGCCGCUCACUGUUUGUUGAUUGGAAAGAGUGGUGGAUAUUGCGACGGCAGAGCUAUUUGCCGUUGUCGUUAAGUUUUCGAUAGAAUAAAAGAUUUAUGAACAAACAACAAUAAUAAAGGCAUAAUAACAACAA
Molecule: messenger RNA, 360 nt
Organism: Musca domestica (house fly)
Lineage: Eukaryota; Metazoa; Arthropoda; Insecta; Diptera; Muscidae
Product: defensin-1-like
Exons: 1
Coding region: 48-299 (83 amino acids)
Biological process (GO): humoral immune response; defense response to bacterium
Source: RefSeq, a predicted model, not a curated record